UGGUUUCACAGAGAAUUGGUUGUCACUCACAAUAAUGACCACUUCCGGUUGGAAAAUGAAAGGACAACCCAGGUUUAAUUUCAGCUUCAGCACGGAGUAGAGAGGAGAAAUUGGGCAGCAGCACUAAUAGCGUUACAUUUGUAAGAAAAAUGUUGCGUCCAAAUAGUGCUUCCCCGAGGACCAGUACUGUUAAACAGCCAGGUCCGGCAAACUCAAGUCGAGCCAAGGGUCUUAAAGAUAUUCGUGUUGAUGAAGAAGUGAAAAUAGCUGUCAACAUUGCGCUGGAGAGGUUUCGUUAUAGUGAUCAAAAAGAAAUGGAAUUUCCUUCAUCCUUGACAAGUACUGAGAGAGCAUUUAUUCAUCGCCUGGCGCAGUCACUGGGACUUGUGUCUAAAAGCAAAGGGAAAGGUCCAAAUCGAUGCCUGACAUUGAAGAAAAAGAAUGGAUCAGAAGCAUCAAGUGCACUAAUGUCCUGCAACCUGACCCAAAAUACAAAGCAAGCAGUGCGUAACCUAAUCCAGAGAUUUCCUCUCACAAACAAGGAAAGGACAGAGUUGCUUCCUAAAACAGAGCGGGGAAACGUGUUGGCAGUUGAGGCUGAGAAUCGUGAAAUAGGCAAGACCAGUGGACGUUUAAACAAUGGUAUUCCUCAAGUACCAGUUCAGAGAGGAGUGUCAGAAUAUGAUUUCUUCAGGCAAUCUUUACCAGUCUUUGAAAAACAAGAGGACAUCAUUAGAAUUAUUAAUGACAAUAAAGUAGUUUUGAUUGUUGGAGAAACCGGAUCAGGGAAGACAACUCAGAUACCUCAGUUUAUUCUUGAUAAUUGCCACAAAAAUGGAUUACCAUGUCGCAUAUUUUGCACCCAGCCAAGGCGACUGGCAGCAAUAUCUGUUGCAGAAAGGGUCGCAGCAGAGAGAGGGGAGAAAAUUGGCCAAUCUGUUGGUUACCAGAUUCGACUUGAAAGCCGAGUUUCACCCAAGACACUACUUACUUUUUGUACAAGUGGAGUUCUACUUCGUACCUUGAUGGGAGGAGACAGCACUCUAUCAACUGUAACUCACAUUAUUGUGGAUGAAGUUCAUGAACGCGAUCGAUUCAGUGACUUCCUGUUGACCAAACUGAGAGACGUAAUACAGAAGCAGCCUGUUUUGAAACUGAUCCUUUCUAGUGCAGCCUUGGAUGUAAACUUGUUUAUGAAAUAUUUUGGAGGUUGCCCUGUUAUAUAUAUACAAGGAAGACCCUUUGAAGUAAAAGAGAUGUUUUUAGAAGAUAUAUUAAGAAGUACUGGGUACAGAAAUAAGGGAAUGCUUAAAUAUAACAAAGAAAAAGAGUGUGAGGAGCAACAAAAGACAACGUUAACUGAAUGGUAUUCUGCAAAACAAAAGAACCUGAAGCUAGAAACUCGGAGACAGAGGAGUGUCCCAGCAAUAAAAGAAGAAUAUGACAUAUUAGAUGAUGGUGGUGACACUUUGUUUGGUCAGAUGACUGAAAAAGAUGCCAACUGCCUUGAGCCAUGGCUGGUAAAGGAAAUGGAUGCUUGUCUCUCUGAUAUUUGGCUCAACCGAGAUGUGGAAGCUUUUGGCCAACUGUUCCAUUUGAUAUCAACAGAAAAUGUCAGUGUUGACUACAGACACAGUGAAACUAGUGCUACUCCAUUAAUGAUAGCAGCUGGACAAGGGUUUUUAAGUCAUGUAGAGCAGCUGAUUAGCAUGGGGGCCAAUAUCCACGGCAAAGCAUCAAAUGGAUGGACGGCUUUGGAUUGGGCUAAACACUUUGGCCAAACUGACGCUGUGGACCUGUUGAAGUCGUACAGUGCUUCUUUGGAAACAGGGGAUCUGGAUGAGAAUUCUCUGGUUCAAGCUGAAGGCAGUGAUUUGAGUGCCGAGGACAGAGAACUCUUGAAAUCUUACCAUCACAGUUUUGAUGAUGAAAAAGUAGAUCUAGAUCUUAUUAUGCACAUACUUUAUAACAUUUGUCAGAUAACUGAUACAGGGGCUAUACUGAUUUUUCUUCCUGGCUAUGAUGAGAUAGUAGGACUGAGAGAUCGUAUCUUGUUUGAUGAUAAAAGAUUUGCUGAAAAUUCUCACAGGUACCAUGUAUUUAUGUUGCAUUCAAACAUGCAGACAUCAGACCAGAAGAAAGUGCUAAAAACUCCACCAGCUGGCAUUAGAAAAGUUAUACUUUCUACAAAUAUUGCCGAAACCAGCAUCACAGUUAAUGAUGUUGUUUUUGUGAUUGACUCUGGUAAAGUUAAAGAGAAAUCUUUUGAUGCUCUGAACAAUGUAACCAUGCUUAAAAUGGUGUGGAUUUCUAAAGCGAGUGCAAUUCAAAGAAAAGGAAGGGCUGGUCGCUGCAGGCCUGGAAUCUGUUUCCGCUUAUUUAGCAAGCUUCGUUUUCAAAAUAUGUUGGAAUUUCAGACUCCUGAACUACUGAGAAUACCUCUGCAUGAGCUUUGCCUACACACCAAAUUGCUCGUGCCACUUAACUGUCCUGUUGCUGAUUUUCUAAUGAAAGCUCCAGAGCCACCACCAGCUCUAAUAGUCCGUAAUGCUGUACAGAUGCUGAAGACUAUAGAUGCCAUGGAUAAUUGGGAAGAUUUGACAGAAAUUGGUUAUCAUUUGGCAGACCUGCCAGUAGAGCCCCACCUUGGGAAAAUGGUGCUUUGUUCAGUAAUUUUGAAGUGCCUGGAUCCAAUUUUGACUAUAGCCUGUACUUUGGCCUACCGGGAUCCAUUUGUCUUGCCUAGCCAAGCCUCUCAGAAACGUGCCGCCAUGUUGUGCAGAAAGAGAUUUACAGCAGGAACAUUCAGUGAUCAUAUGGCUCUACUCAGAGCUUUCCAGGCAUGGCAGAAAGCAAAAAGUGAUGGAUGGGAAAGGGCAUUUUGUGAGAAGAAUUUUCUCUCUCAGGCCACAAUGGAAAUUAUCAUCGGACUGAGGACACAGCUCCUGGGUCAGCUUAGAGCUUCAGGGUUUGUUAGGGCUCGUGGAGGUGGAGAUAUACGGGAUGUUAAUACAAACUCUGAAAAUUGGGCUGUGGUAAAGGCUGCCCUGUUGGCUGGCAUGUAUCCAAACUUAAUACAUGUGGAUAGAGAAAAUAUGGUACUAACUGGUGUAAAGGAAAAGCGCGUGAGGUUCCAUCCUGCUUCUGUAUUAAGCCAGCCACAGUACAAAAAGAUCCCUUCUGCAAAUUGCCAGGCAGAAGCUGUUCAAGCCCUACCUACAGACUGGCUUGUGUAUGAUGAGAUGACCCGUUCUCAUAGAAUUGCAAAUAUUAAGUGCUGUUCAGUGGUUACUCCAGUGACCGCAGUGUUAUUUGCAGGACCUGCAAGACUUCCUAGCAAUGCUUUGCAGGAACCAUCUUCUUUCCAAGUUGGCGAUGGCAUACCAAAUGACAGUAGUGACAGUGAAAUGGAGGACAGGAACAUGGCCAUUCUAGCAGCACUAAAACUGGAUGACUGGUUGCAUUUCAGAUUGGAUCCUGAGGCUGCUGGACUCCUAUUUCAACUUCGGCAAAAAUGGUACAGCUUAUUUCUUAGACGAAUUCGAGCACCAUCAAAGCCUUGGUCUCAAGUCGAUGAAGCAACCAUUAGAGCAAUUAUAGCCGUUCUAAACACAGAAGAGCAAUCGUCUGGUUUGCAGCAACCUUCUGGGAUUGGACAAAGACCAAGACCAAUGUCUUGUGAAGACCUCCCAUUAACUUCUGGGAGAAUUAACAAUAGCCAAAAGAGUUUCGCAGAAGCAGAGUCAUUAGAGGAUCCAUCCGGUUUAGACAGCAUUGCUUUAAAGUCUCCAUCACAAGCCUUCACUCUGCAGGCAAAAUAUAAACGGCCUGAAGACAAAACUGAUCAGUCGUCGGUGAAAUGCAAAUUAUUGGAUUACUCGAGCCACCCCAGCCCCUGUGCAAGUCCUUCCCCUCCAUCCUCUGCAAAGGAAUCAAACUCACCAUCGCCAAGACCAAUCAUAUCUGUGCGAUACUUUAUUAUGAAAAGCAGCAACCUUAGAAAUCUUGACAUUUCACAACAGAAGGGAAUAUGGUCCACAACACCAAGUAAUGAGCGCAAAUUGAACAGAGCCUUUUGGGAGAGCAGCACAGUUUAUUUGGUAUUCUCUGUUCAAGGGUCAGGACACUUUCAGGGCUUUGCAAGAAUGACUUCAGAGAUUGGUCGAGAGAAAAGUCAGGACUGGGGCUCUACAAGCCUUGGAGGUGUUUUUAAAGUGGAAUGGAUAAGAAAAGAGAGCCUACCUUUUCAGCACGCUCAUCACUUGCUCAACCCUUGGAAUGACAAUAAAAAAGUUCAAAUCAGUCGUGACGGACAGGAACUUGAGACGCUUGUUGGAGAACAGUUGCUUAUGUUGUGGGACAGAGUUCUUUUGACAAGCAAAAGUAUUCCUCUGUCACAGUGAUCCUGUCAAUACUGGGUGCUACAGAAUUCGAUUUCGGUAAUCGAAGGUGCUGAGGAUUCUCAAUGCACAAAGCAUCUAUGGAUAUAGCACUUCAGGACUGGUUCCUUUAAGACUUUAAUAAUCACAUGCACUAAUUUGUCUAUAGCAUACACACUUUUAAAACUUGAGCUAGCAACACACAAUUCGAUUUUAUGCACUUUGAGAGGUUUUAGAACAGAUGACACUAACACAGUGAAUUGCAUAGAUCCACAUAUUACUCAUAGCCUGCGUUAGUAACGCUAUCUUUAAGUACAGCAGCCAAUGCUCAAAGGUGGGACACUAAAAUGAAGAGAAUGACUUGGAGAAGGAGCUUCCAGGGAACAACCUCUCCUCUGGGAUGCCUCUUGAGUCCUGGGUGGUUGGGAUUAAGGGGGCCUUGGACCAGUGAAUGACAUAGGUUUAGAUUUUUUGUUGUCCCAAAUCCAAAACAGCCAAUCAGAUGUCUGCUUCUAGCAGACUAGUAAAUGUUAUUUAGUAAAUUGCAAUUUUUAACAUUUUUUUACAUGCAGUUUAUAAAGUUAAACAUGAAUAUGAAAUCUCUCCAGAGUUUCAUAACAAUUUUAAAAAUCUGUUCUGUUUGACAGUUAUAAGUCGAUACAGAUAUUUAAAACAAUGGUGACCUGAAAGAAUGCUUAAGGUUUGAAUUACAUUUUUCUGUAAUAUUGUGUGAUCAUUCAUUUGAAUUGUAUUUUUACUGUUAAAAAUAAUCUCCAGAUUUACCUAAACCUGUAAUUUAAUUCUACUAUUAAAAGUAAUUUAAUUCUACUAUUAAACUGCCCUGUGAGAUUGUGAUUGUCUUAUGACUAUCACAGAGCCUGUCAAUGUGCAUAAAUAAUGUAGCAUGCUCUGGGUCAGACUGGGCCGGCUGGACACUGGGAAAAUAAAAAACCUGGUGGGCCCAGACCCGCUCCCUGCCUCAAACCAUUUCUGCUGCCCCAUCACUGACCCUAGUUUCGGAUGUAAGGAUAAAAAUGUAUUCACAUGGGGAAGGAGGGGAGAGUGGGAUUUUUGUGGCUGUGGUGGGACCCUGGCUGGGUUGUAGGGCCACCAGUCCGAGACUGACAUUCGUCAUCCCAUCCUAUAAGAAACAAGUUCUUUACCCCAUCCUACCAUUUCAGUGUGACAGCCACCCAGUGCACUCCAGCUGUCACAUAACUUGCAACUUUGCAUACAAUAGCGUGUCAAUGGUUUUCAAGUCAUGGCCUUAAUCCUAUUAUAUAUUAUAUGGCCUUAUGUUCCCAUUUAGUCUUAAACAUUCCUCCUAAAAGAGAAGUGCAUAUAUGCCAUGAUAUUUCUGAUAUUUUUUUUUAAUCGGUCUAUAAGGAUCACCUUUAUAUUGUUUCCCCAGGAUAUUCUAAUGUGAGUACCAGUGCUUAUUUGAGUAAAUCUUUAUCUCCCUGUGUCCUUGUUGACUGGAAUUGGCAAUUAGGUCUUUGGAAAUCAAAAGAAUUUUGGCAAAGAGGAUCAGUGCAUUGGUUCAUAUUUCUUUUAUGCCGAGUUUAUUGUAUUCUGUAUAAUUUUCUUACAGUGGUUUUUCCAGGGAAAGUUGCCUAAAAGUCACUUUUAAGAGAAUUGAUACAGCACUAUUCUAAAAUUAUUGGGUUAUUCCCCCCUGCCCCCAUUUUUUAAAGAAAAUAAAGGCCAAUGGCAAUGCUGCUUAGUCUACUUCUAUCUACCAGAUAUUAAUCGUUUAUUUUAUAUACACUUUUAACAUAAAUCUCCUACUUUGAAAACCUUUUAAGGCCUUUGAAGUACAAUAUAAGCAAUGCACUUUGUCUUUCUGGCAUGCAGAAAUGGGAUGUCGAACCCACAGGCCGUCAGCUGUAGUGAAUGUUGUACCCCCCAGUAUCUAUUUGACCACAGAAGCUGGACAUGUCAUUUCACAAUAGCUGGGCAUAGACAUAUUUGCGAAGGUGUGAAGUUGUUUUUUAUUUUCUUAAAUGGGGCUCCUUAAAGGGCAAGUCAACCCCAAAAUAAAAAUUUGCCUAAUAAAAGAAAACACAGUUCUAAGUAACUUUCAAUAUACAUUUAUUAAAAAUUGCCAGUGCUGUUAAAGUAAUGUGUAAAAACAAAUGCUACUAAAAAACAGCAUUUGCUUAACUCCUGGUUCUUUUUAAACAGUGUUGGAAAUGGCUUAGCUUCUAAGCAAAGUCAGGUCUGUUAAUCAGCUGCCUUGUCUUACAUUGUAUCAACAGUCUGAGUCAUCAGGGUAGAGAAUAGAAACGGACAAACAAUUUAUUCAUUUCAAUAUCAAUACGUAUACAAUUAACAUAAAAACCAUAGAAAAUUUGUACUGAAUGUAUAUUGCAAAGUUGCUUUGAAUUCUUUUUUUUUUUAUUAGGCACAUUUUUACUUUGGAGUUGACUUGCCCUUGAAUUAUUUCAAUGGGAUGAUAACACUACAGUUUAUAGAAAUGUUUCUGUAUGCACUCCACCAAUCUAAAUAACUAGCUUUACGUCGGCAGCUUGACUACUUACUAUUUUUACUUGUCAAAAUAGAUGAGCUGGAAUUGGCCAGAAUAAGGAAAGAUAUUUUAUGUGUGUGGGGAUUUAAACAUAAGCUUUGUGCGUGUAACAAAGUUCAUGUUGGCUGCACUAUCUAUCAGUCAAGAGGCAUAUAUUGCAAAAUCAAUUAAUAAAAUGGCCUGUUUUAAUGCACUGGGUUUAUAUUGUUGUAUUACUUAUCACCAUUCUUCUGUUGUUGACAGUUGUAUACAUUUUAUCUAUGGUUUUCAUUUAUCUGCAAUGUUAACAGACAUAUAUAAAAUAAACUCAAAUAGAUUAAA
This is a messenger RNA of Xenopus laevis (African clawed frog), 7227 nucleotides long. It is a transcript of the gene ythdc2.L, whose product is annotated as YTH domain containing 2 L homeolog. Gene Ontology annotation, cellular component: perinuclear region of cytoplasm; cytoplasm. The transcript has 31 exons. Gene Ontology annotation, molecular function: ATP hydrolysis activity; RNA binding; N6-methyladenosine-containing RNA reader activity. The record is from RefSeq and is a predicted model, not a curated record. The coding region runs from base 150 to 4403 and encodes 1417 amino acids. NCBI's taxonomy places the organism in Eukaryota, Metazoa, Chordata, Amphibia, Anura, Pipidae.